This is a messenger RNA of Drosophila navojoa, 980 nucleotides long. RefSeq lists its product as uncharacterized. NCBI's taxonomy places the organism in Eukaryota, Metazoa, Arthropoda, Insecta, Diptera, Drosophilidae. The record is from RefSeq and is a predicted model, not a curated record.
UUAAUGUCGUUUCUCAACAGAAUUGGGACAUCGAUUCAUUUGUUUCGGCAUGCAGAAUUUCGUCUGUGAAAUCCUCGCAACGGACUUGUACUCGGGCUUGGUAGCGCUGAACCGUCGAUAUAUACAGCGCCACAAGUUCCAGCCGCUGCGACCGGCGCUGCCCGAGAAAAAUGUCGUGCCACAAAGAUUGGGCCUUAAUGACUAUCGACGGUAUCAUAAGGGAGAUGAGUCUGAGCUCUACACUUACGGGCAAGAGCGAAACAAUGACGUGGUUGCCCGCCAAGAAGAGUCUGCCCCUGUGGAGUCGGCGACUACCUCGGCGGGAAUUGCCUAAAAAGUGGCACGCAUUCGAUGUGGAGGUGCCCGAGCAUCUGUGGACCCUGUGGGGCGGAGUGCAUCCGCGCUCCAGCUGCUUCGACAGCCAGGUGAGGGGACGCCAGACCCUGGCCUGCUGUGUGGUUGCCUGCUGUGCGGCGAGCAUCUACCGCAGCCUCAAGGAGUGGACGCCCAAGUUCCUCGACGCCAUUGUCAUCAGUGGCGAUAAAUACUAUCGGGCGAGCAUGCUGACUAGCCGGGGCCCGUACGACCUGUCGCUCGAGUGCGACUUCCAUGGCAUUGACUUCCUCGUCCAGCUGCAGCUGGUGGCCUAUGGCCAGCUCUACAGUGCCCCAGCUGGCAAGGUUAUGGGGCUCUACGAGGCACUCAACUACUUCUUCACGCGCUAUCAGCACGGCCUGGUCAAAUGCCUGGGGCAGCACUUCGCGUUUGGCUACUCCUCCUGCCGGGAUGGCGGCUACUUUCUCUACGACUGCAGUGCCUGGGACAAGCCUCUAUUUCCCGACAACAUGGGCGCCUCCUAUGUGCUGCGCAGCAAGCAGCUCCUGCUCCUCGCCUACUGCAUGGUGAUUACCCUCAACAUAAGACAGCUUGGUAUAGAUUUUCAAAUUUUUAGCGUACAGGCAAAUCGAGCAAUGAACUAG